CGUUUAUCUGUAAUUAUGAUGGCAAACCCUGGAUUUAUUUGGUUCAACCUUGGUUAUUUACAUGCAACCAUCAUUUGAUUGGGAAAAUGCGUGGCGUUAAUUAACUCGUGUAUAUUUUCAACGGUAAGUUGAUAUGGCGAGUGCAGCCAAGAACAUCGACGGAGGCUGGGCUCGGGUCAUCCUGACAUGUGGCUUCUUCUGCAUGUUUUUGAAUGGAUUCAUGUGCUAUUCCGUGGGCGUUAUCGCCGAAGCGUUGCUGGAAGAGUUUGACGGCGACCUUGCUAGCACUGCUGCAGUUGGAACGUCUAUUAUCGGCAUCGAACAUUUGUUAGGUCCUUUCAUUGGCAUUGGUAUUAACAUAGUGGGAUGUCGCUGUUGUACGAUAUUUGGAGGUGUCGUUGCAAUGCUUGGACUGGUAGGUGCAUCGAUGUCAAAGCAUCUAUCGACCAUGAUGGGAACCUUUGGAAUUUUGAGUGGUGGCGCCUCCUAUCCCUCAUAUGUCAUCCGUACAAAACACGUGCAAAGGCAAGGAAAUAUAGGGACUUGA
Messenger RNA from Haliotis rubra (blacklip abalone), 547 nucleotides. RefSeq names its product monocarboxylate transporter 14-like. Lineage: Eukaryota; Metazoa; Mollusca; Gastropoda; Lepetellida; Haliotidae. The transcript is spliced from 3 exons. Bases 134 to 547 code for a protein of 137 amino acids. Gene Ontology annotation, molecular function: monocarboxylic acid transmembrane transporter activity. Gene Ontology annotation, biological process: monocarboxylic acid transport. The record is from RefSeq and is a predicted model, not a curated record.